AGGGCAGUUUAGUAAAUUAUUACAUAAUUUUGAUGGUAAGUACCGCAACAGGAAAUUAGGGCAAAAUGCAUUUCUGUAUGAAAGCUAAAUCCAGACCGUCUAUUUUCAAAUGAAACGAAAUCCAUGGCGUCGAUGUCCAUACAAUUUAGGAGCCUCCUGACCGUCGGAUCGUGGUGGUGAUACACUAACUGCUCCACAAGGCCAACUGGUGUUGUCAUUAGGAAUCCCAACGGUACAAACUACAAAACAAAGAAACCGCCAUUUUCUUUCAAUCCAUCUCUCUCUGGUUUUUUGGAGAAUUCUUUCACUCUCUCUCUCUCUCUCUGGUUUUUUUGAAGAAUUAUUUCCCUGAGAUCACCAGAUUCUUGUAAACCAGAAGCUCCAUCUGAAGUCACCUGAACGACUCCAUUGACUGAUCAUCUCUAUCUGUCUCUCUCUCUCUCUCAUGGCUUUCUUAAAGAACCGCUGUAAUGAAUUCACCACAUUCAUGGGCGCGCAAGGCCCUGCAUUUUGCCUGUUCGGCCUCUUGCUCUCCAUCAUCGUUCUCCUUGCCUUCCUCGCCUUCAGUACCCCUUCAAACCACAUCUCCCCAAAAGACCCCUGCUCUUCUUCCCUCUUCUCCAUGCCCACCACUACCCCUAAUGGAGAAACUCUUCCCCCACUAACAACCCAAUCUAACCCUGAGGGAAAACCGCUUUCUCCACCCAUAAACCACUGUGACCCCAACGGGAACCAACUUUCUUCCCGGUCAAGAGACCAUACUGAUGAUCAUAAUGGGAAACCACUUUCUUGCACCUCAAGAAAUCAGACCGGCCAUGACGGAAAACCACUUGCCCCACCAAGAAACGAGAAGAUCCCGGCCACUACCACUUUCUGCCUGCCCAAAAACCACUAUUACCCAGCCUGGAAACCACCCAACUCAACGGUAAACCGCUUGGAGACUGAUAAAAUCUUGGAUUCCUACUUGCCUUUUAAGAGAGGAGAAAGGAGGGGGAAGAAUGGAUUUCACAGAAUUUUGAGGACGUGUGAUAUAUUUGAUGGGAAAUGGGUUUCUGAUGAGGCGUAUCCCUACUACGAGGCAGGAUCGUGUCCCUUCCUGGAUGACGCCUUUAACUGUGCAAAAAAUGGACGGCCAGAUUCUUCUUAUGAGAAGCUGAGGUGGCAACCAAGAGAGUGUCACAUACCCAGGUUGGAUGGGUUGGAGAUGCUUGAGAGACUGAGAGGAAAGCGUCUGGUGUAUGUUGGGGACUCACUGAAUAGGAACAUGUGGGAAUCCAUGGUCUGUAUAUUGAGGGCUGCUUUACCUGAUAAGACCAGGGUUUUUGAGAUUUCUGGGAAGCAGCAGUUCAAAACUGAAGGUUUUUAUGCCUUCAGGUUUGCUGAUUACAACUGCACGGUGGAGUUCUUUCGAGCCCCAUUCCUGGUCCGAGAAUGGAAGACCCCCGAUCCUGGUAGUGGGGCACGUAGGGAGACCCUGAGACUCGAUGUCAUUGAGAGGUCUUCAUCAAAGUACAUAGACGCUGAUAUGAUCAUCUUCAACACCGGCCAUUGGUGGACUCAUGAUAAAACCUCUAAAGGGAAGGAUUAUUACCAGGAAGGGAACCAUGUGUACAGCGAACUGAAGGUGGCAGAGGCAUUCCGAAGGGCUCUCCGAACAUGGGCCGAAUGGGUCGACAUCAACAUUGACCCCAACAGAACCAAACUCUUUUUUCGAGGUUAUUCGGCAUCACACUUCCGGGGAGGGAGGUGGAAUUCAGGUGGAAGCUGCAGAAAUGAAACUGUGCCAAUAAGCAAUGAGUCCCACCUGAUGCCAUACCCUGCAAAGAUGAGCAUCCUCGAAUCGGUGCUUUCAAGCAUGCAGACUAAGGUUUUAUACCUUAACAUCACAAGGAUGACAGACUACAGGAAAGAUGGCCACCCCUCUGUUUUCAGGAACCCAAUAACAGGGAAUCAGCAGUUCACAAAUAAGGCUCAAGAUUGCAGUCAUUGGUGCCUCCCAGGGGUUCCGGAUGCUUGGAAUGAGCUCCUCUAUGCCACCCUACUGAUUUCAGGCAGGGGCACUUGGGGGAAAAAGAAGAAUCAACAUUGAGGCUCUCUCUCUCAUGCAGCUCCAUCUCACUGACUCUAUUAUGCAGCACAUUUAGUUCCAUCUCUCUCUCUCUCUCUCUCUCUCUCUCUCUCUCUCUCAUUCAUGCAGCUCCAUUUCAUUGACUCUCUCUAACAUGCAGCACAUUUAGUUGCAGCUCUCUCUCAUAUGCAACAGUGCAGCUCUAGUUUGUUGCAGCUUACACACCCCUGCAACUGCAUUUGACUGUAGCUUUGUCUCUCCAGGCUUAGGGAGACAACAAUCAAUAUUGUAGUUCACCCCCUCCUUCAUGCAAACAACUCUUUGCUCUCUUCUCUCUCUCUCUCUCUCUCUCUCCACACACACACACACACACAUUACUUCACCCCCCUGCAAACAACUCUUAGCUGUGUCUCUCUCUUCCCCCCGGCCCUUUCUUCUUCUGAAAAUUCAUUUUGUAUACCUUGUGCAUAAAUACAUUGUUACAUUUUUCCUCAAUACUCCAUU
Molecule: messenger RNA, 2572 nt
Organism: Amborella trichopoda
Lineage: Eukaryota; Viridiplantae; Streptophyta; Magnoliopsida; Amborellales; Amborellaceae
Product: protein trichome birefringence-like 4
Cellular component (GO): Golgi apparatus
Molecular function (GO): O-acetyltransferase activity
Source: RefSeq, a predicted model, not a curated record